Messenger RNA from Lathyrus sativus (Indian pea), 3471 nucleotides. The record is from the annotation of a GenBank genome assembly. Lineage: Eukaryota; Viridiplantae; Streptophyta; Magnoliopsida; Fabales; Fabaceae.
AUGUCUAAACCAUACUCGAUGUGGCUCUGUAUUCUCUCUGCCUCACUCUAUUAUUUCUUCUUCACCUGCUUAGCUAUGAGUACUAAAAAAAGCAUCACCACCGAUGAAUUUGCACUUCUUGCAUUCAAAUCCUCUAUCACCUUAGACCCUUUUCAUAUGCUUAGGAAUUGGUCAAUAUCAUCUAAUUCUUCUUCUUUCUCUUCAUGCAAAUGGAUUGGUGUUACUUGUGAUGAACAUCAUGGAAGAGUAAAUGCAUUGAAUCUUAGUCACAUGGGUCUUCAAGGCACCAUUUCACCUCAAUUGGGCAAUCUCUCUUUCCUUCUUGUUCUUGAUCUACAAGCCAAUAGUUUCCACGGUGAGUUACCACCGCAAGAGUUAUUUCAAAUUAAUCUAUCCAAUUUGUCAACUUCAUCAUAUUCCAUUGCAGGAACCAUUCCACAUGUUAUCGGACAACUUCGUCGAUUAAGGAUUUUGGAUAUUCGAGAUAACGUGAAGCUGUCUGGGAUCAUACCAAAAACAAUUUCAAAUAUGUCUUCACUUCAAGAACUCCAUCUAUCAAAUAACUCUUUAACAGGAGAAAUUCCGAAAGGAAUCAGCGAUCUUAUGCAAUUGAGAGUUGUGAACCUUGAAAAUAAUAUCCUCACAGGCAACAUACUAUUUAUGUUCGACAACUCAUCAUCGUUGCAAAAUUUGAAUCUUGGUUUUAAUAAUCUGUCUGGCAAUCUUCCAUCAAAUGUUUGUCAAGGGAUUCCAAACCUUAAAAUACUCUAUCUGUAUGCUAAUGAUCUUUCUGGAAAGAUACCAAAGGUUUGGAGUUAUUGCAAAGAAUUGGAAGAUUUAGAGCUAUCUUAUAAUAAUUUUGACAAAGGACCUUUGUCAGCUGACAUUGGAAACUUGACCAAGCUUCAAUUUUUAUAUCUUUCUAAUAACAACUUGGAGGGUGCAAUUCCAUUAUCUCUCUUCAACAUUUCUUCUUUAAUUCAGAUCAACUUUGAUAUAAACCAUUUAAAUGGAACUCUCCCGCAGGAUAUGUGUCAUCAACUUCCUCAUCUUGAAAUAAUAACUUUACAUGUUAACUAUUUGGAAGGAUUCAUUCCUCGAUCAAUCGGCAAUUGUACAACAUUAACAAGAUUAACUUUACAAGAUAACUUUUUCACAGGUUCAAUACCGAUGGAGAUUGGUCAUCUCAAUCAACUUGAGUAUCUACAAUUUGGAAGCAACAACUUGAGUGGAUCUAUUCCUUUGAAUAUCCUCAACAUUUCAACAAUGGUUAGUUUUCUUCUUCAUCUAAAUUCUCUCUCCGGAAAUCUUCCAUCAAAUAUGGGAUUUGGCCUUUCAAACCUACUACAACUACACUUGUAUGGAAACAAGUUUGUUGGAAAAAUUCCAAGUAGUAUUUCCAAUGCUUCAAGCAUGUAUGAACUUGACUUGAGUGAAAAUGAAUUUAGUGGAGUUGUACCUAGUUCUUUGGGAGAUUUAACAUUCCUUAAGUCACUCUUCUUAGGUGGGAAUAAUUUGACGUUAAUAGAUGAUUCUCAUGAAUUCAACUUCCUUACUUCACUAGCAAGUUGUAGAUAUUUGAAAUACCUUGACAUAUCACAGAAUAGUUUACUAUCAAAACUUCCCAAGUCCAUUGGAAACUUAUCUGUAGAAAACUUUUCGGCAACUUCUUGUGGAAUUAGGGGAAAUAUUCCUCUAGAAAUCGGAAACAUUAGCAAUUUGAUUCGAUUAUCUCUAAGUAGUAAUGAUUUAAAUGGACCAAUCCCUAUAACAAUUAAAGGGUUACAUGAACUUCAAUAUUUAGAUCUCGGCGACAAUGGACUUCGAGGAUCUUUACUUCAUGAGCUUUGUGAAUUUAGGAGUUUGAGUGAGUUGUAUUUAACAAGCAAUAAGUUUUAUGGUGUGUUGCCAACAUGCUUGGGAAACAUGACUUCUCUUAGAAAGUUUCACAUUGGAUCUAACAGGUUAACCUCUACAAUACCUACCUCCUUUUGGAAUCUCAAAGAUAUUUUAGAGGUAAACCUAUCCUCUAAUGCUUUAAUUGGAAAUCUUCCAUUUGAGAUUAGCAAUUUGAGAGCUCUUGUACUAUUAGAUGUAUCGAAAAACCAAAUCUCAAGCAAUAUUCCACCAACCAUAGGUUUGUUGAAUACUUUAGAAACUCUCUCCUUAGCAAAUAACAAAUUGAAAGGGCCUAUCCCAACAUCACUUGGUGAAAUGGUAAAUUUGGGUUUCUUGGACUUGUCUCAAAAUCUUAUAACCGGUGUGAUCCCGAAAUCUUUAGAGUCGCUUUCUCUUCUUAAACACCUUAAUCUGUCAUACAACAGAUUGCAAGGAGAGAUUCCAAAUGGAGGGCCUUUCAAAAACUUCACAGCUCAAUCAUUCAUUCAUAACGAAGCACUUUGUGGCAGUCCUCGCUUAAAAGUAUCUCCAUGUGAAAACCAUAUAAGGAAAAUGUCAAUGACAAAGAAGUUGUUAAUCAUAUGCAUGUCAUCCAUAAUUGUUGUGUUAGGCAUUUUGGUUGUUGCGUGCGUGAUACUUCGAAUGCAUAAAAGGAAAAAGAUUGGAAAUCCAAUUGAAAAGGAUUUAUCAACUUUAGGGGCUCCAAGAAGGAUUUCCUAUUACGAACUUGUGCAAGCAACUAAUGGAUUCAAUGAGAGUAAUUUACUUGGAAAAGGUGGUUUUGGAUCUGUGUAUCAAGGAAUGCUUACUAGUGGAAAGAUGGUAGCAAUUAAAGUACUUGACUUGAACUUGGAAGCAACAUCAAGAAGCUUUGAUGCAGAAUGCAAUGCCAUGCGCAACCUUCGACAUCGAAAUCUUGUUCAAGUUAUCACUAGUUGUUCAAAUCUUGAUUUCAAAUCUAUAGUGAUGGAGUUUAUGACAAAUGGAAGUUUGGAAAAAUGGUUAUACUCAGAAAACUAUUUUUUGGAUUUCUUGCAAAGGUUGAAUAUAAUGAUAGAUGUUGCAUCUGCAUUGGAGUAUCUCCACCAUGGUUCUUCAAUACCAGUGGUUCAUUGUGAUUUGAAGCCUAGUAAUGUGUUACUGGAUGAAGAUAUGGUUGCACAUGUGAGUGAUUUUGGCAUUUCCAAGCUCUUGGAUGAAGAACAUUCUAAAACUCAUACUGAGACUUUAGCUACUCUUGGUUAUGUUGCACCAGAGUAUGGUUCUAAGGGAGUUAUUUCUGUUAAGGGAGAUGUGUAUAGCUAUGGAAUAAUGCUAAUGGAAAUCUUCACAGCAAAGAAGCCAACAAAUGAAAUGUUUGCAGGAGAGUUGAGCUUGAAAACUUGGAUCAGUGAAUCAAUGGCCAAAUCAGUCAUGGAAGUUGUGGAUUUCAAUUUAGUCUCACAACAUGAGAAAGAAAUUCAUGAAGUUUUAGUCUUAGCAUUGAGAUGUUGUGAAGAUUCACCUGAGGCGCGAAUUAAUAUGAUGGAUGUAACUACAUCAUUGAUCAAAAUCAAAAAAGGAAAUCAAUAA